AUGCGUCUUCUCAAAGAUUCCCCCAAACUAAGAGUCCUCAAACUAGAACAGGUCCAUCUCCGUGAGGCUGUGAAUCCACGGCCGUGCUGGAACGAACCUACUCAUGUUCCUAGCUGUUUAUUGUCAAGUCUUGAAACUUUUCAAUGGUCACAAUACGAAGGAAGAGAAGAAGAGAUCAAAGUCGCGAAAUUCAUCAUAAGAAACUCUGCUUGUUUGAAGAAUGCAACUUUCUAUCCUAAAUCUACUGAUCCUGUAGAGAAGCUUGAGAUGCUAAUAGAAUUAUCAGUGUCACCAAGGAGUUCUUCAAUAUGUCAGCUUGAUUUCGGUCGUGAGACUCCUACAGUCAGGGACAUUUUUCAUGAUCACCGUUUGAUGAAGCGUUUAAGACAGACAUACCAGAAAAAUUGUGACAAAAAUGGUUUCCCUUAA
Molecule: messenger RNA, 429 nt
Organism: Brassica napus (rape)
Lineage: Eukaryota; Viridiplantae; Streptophyta; Magnoliopsida; Brassicales; Brassicaceae
Product: probable FBD-associated F-box protein At1g32375
Exons: 2
Coding region: 1-429 (142 amino acids)
Source: RefSeq, a predicted model, not a curated record